AUCAUUUCGGAGGAUGCUGCAGAGGUCACUGCCAUGAACAGGAGGAUCAACAUAGCAACUGCACCUUCUUUACCAAGUAAACUGACUACUCCGGCAGGAGCAGCAAGUCCAGCGUUGAUCUGGGCAGUGGAAAGACCGCCAGGAUAUGGGAAAGUCGGACUGUUCGUUAAGGCUACGGCGGCCAACCCCAUGCUCGUGGAGAAAGUCAUGGGUACAGCAAACCAAGCAAUGCCACCCAUCAAAUACGCACGUACAGCUGUUUCAGCCUUGGACGCUAUGGCGCGUUGCCAGUAUCCUUGGUCUAACAUACAAUUGCCGAAUGAGCUAGUGAUCUGGAUAAUCAUGAAUACAAGACCAUCUAGAGUUAGAUUUCAUUGUUAAGAAGGAGCCAUUCUGGUUUCCUGCCACUGGCCGAUCUACACUGGCACGCUGGAGAAGUUCAUACAUGCCGUCUAGGCCACCGACUAAAUGCGCCUCUGUGUACGUGUAGAAGAAAAAAUAAAAGAUGACGAUCAUAAGAAUGCAGGU
This is a messenger RNA of Serpula lacrymans var. lacrymans S7.9, 528 nucleotides long. RefSeq lists its product as uncharacterized. Lineage: Eukaryota; Fungi; Basidiomycota; Agaricomycetes; Boletales; Serpulaceae. The annotation marks the transcript as partial. The transcript is spliced from 5 exons. The record is from RefSeq and is a predicted model, not a curated record.